This is a messenger RNA of Ilex paraguariensis (yerba mate), 267 nucleotides long. The record is from the annotation of a GenBank genome assembly. Lineage: Eukaryota; Viridiplantae; Streptophyta; Magnoliopsida; Aquifoliales; Aquifoliaceae.
AUAGCUUCAAUCGGUGCUUCAAUCGGUGCUGCCUGCUACACGAUCGAUCGGUGCUGCUCUCCACUGCUUCGAUCGAUGCUGCUUCGAUCAGUGCUGCUCUCCACUGCUACACGAUCGAUCGGUGCUCCUCUCCACUGCUACACGACCGAUUUGGUGCUGCUCUCCAUUGCUGCUCUCCACUGCUACACGAUCGGUACUGUUCUCCAGUGCUACACUCCAAGGCUUCGAGUUUUCGCUACUUGUACACCAUUGUUGUUGCUGGACUGA